This is a messenger RNA of Fonsecaea multimorphosa CBS 102226, 879 nucleotides long. RefSeq lists its product as uncharacterized. NCBI's taxonomy places the organism in Eukaryota, Fungi, Ascomycota, Eurotiomycetes, Chaetothyriales, Herpotrichiellaceae. The record is from RefSeq and is a predicted model, not a curated record. Gene Ontology annotation, cellular component: membrane. Gene Ontology annotation, molecular function: palmitoyl-(protein) hydrolase activity. The transcript has 2 exons. Bases 1 to 879 code for a protein of 292 amino acids.
AUGAUUGUCUUCCAGAACAAAAUCAUCUAUAUGCCUUCAGCCCCACCGUUCUCCAGAUCCGAAAAAGUUGGCGAUUAUGCAUUGCAUUGUAAGCCUGUGGCAUGGGUAGAACAUGACCUCAAGGCGGCAGAUGGAACUGCGAUCAAGAUCUUAGAGGGCUCAGUGAAAGCUCCUACCGAAACCGAGGUGAAUGAUCAUAUUGUUGUUCUGUAUUUUCAGGGGAACGCAUCGUCGCUACCGCCUCGGCUUCCCUAUCUUUCAAGCAUCUUGAAAACCUUGUUGCAACAGGAAACCGGAAAGAAGUACACCAUUGUGGCUUUGUCUUAUCGCGGUUUCUGGAAAUCAAAGGGUAGCCCAUCCCAAACCGGGAUCGAGCUGGAUGCCGAGGCGGCGUUGGAGUGGGUGCUCGGUCGCUACGACAGUGAUCGAACCAGAUUCGUGGUCUGGGGACAGUCCAUUGGUGCAGGAGUUGCAACUGUGAGCCUUGCAAAUCUAUUGAGACACGGCAGCGCAAGCCUGCAACGAUUCUCAGGGCUCCUCCUCGAGACACCUUUUGUGGAUUUGAGAGCAAUCCUCAUUGCUCUUUAUCCACAAAAAUUUCUCCCUUAUCGAUAUCUGGGCCCCUUCCUGCAGUCGACAUGGGAUAGCAAGACUGCUCUUAAUCAGAUCGGGAGGAGUAGGUCAAAUAUGAGGGUGUUGAUUUUGGAAGCAGGUAACGACGAGAUCGUGCCUUCAGGACAAGCGGCCACCUUGGAGCAGGUCUGUAGAGAAGAAAACCUGGAAGUGGAUCGAAAAACAGUUGCUGGGGCUUUGCACACCGAGGUAAUGGUCAAAAGCCAGGGCCGCAACCACAUUGUGAGGUUUCUUCAAUCCAUCUAA